Messenger RNA from Rotaria sordida, 2052 nucleotides. NCBI's taxonomy places the organism in Eukaryota, Metazoa, Rotifera, Eurotatoria, Philodinida, Philodinidae. The record is from the annotation of a GenBank genome assembly.
AUGUCGAAAGAAGUAGAAGAAAAAACCGAAGAAAUUGGUUCGAUGUGUAUUAUUCUUCAUCGUGAACGAAGUUUUCACAAUGCUGACACUCGAACAUUAAAAAGUGCCAUACAAAAGUAUGCUCGUCGAGCAAUGUUUUUUCCAAAGGGUAUAUGGUGUCUAAUUGAACUAGAUCUUUUUUCUUAUCUUGAAAUAAAACCUGAUCUUUAUCCGAAUGAUAAAUUAACACGAAAACAAAUUCAACAAAAUUCAAUUCGUAUUCGUUCAAAUAUGAUUAAUCGUCUUAUAGUUAUAAUGAGUGAAGAUGUAGGUCCAUGUAAUAGUCAUUUACCAAGUAAAAUGCAUAAUUUUUAUAUGCAAUGGAUUAAAUCUCGUCGAGAGAUAUCAAGUCGAAAAAUACUUAUUGAAAUGUAUCAUUGUUUAGCUAAUGAAAAUAUAAAACGAAUUCGAUUAUUAAGUGAUCUUAAAACAGUUUAUAAUUUACCUGAAUGUCCAAUGAAUACUGAUAAAUUACAUCGUCAAUUACUAGAAAAAUUUGAAAUGAAACAAUUAAUUAAAAUUAUGUAUGAAGAUGAAUGUCGAGGAAAAAAGAAAGAAGAACUUUAUAAACUUAUUAUUGAACAUCUUUCGACUAAAUCUGAACUUGCAUUUGCUUAUUUAUCAGUUUUAUUUAAAAGAAAUGAUAAAAUAUUAAUUAAUCAACAACUUUGGCCAUAUCUUAUCCGUACAUCACCUUUUCCAGAUAGUACUCGAGCACUUGCUUUCUUUUACAAAACAUUAAAACAUAAAGAACAUUAUCUAUAUUUAUAUCAUGCUAUGACUUUUGUUAUUUAUGAAGAUACUAUACGAAAAAUUGAUCAACAAACAAAUGAUGUAUUAAAUAUUAAUGUUGAUCAAUUGUAUAAAGAUCAUUUAAAUAAAGAAACAAAAAUAGAAUUAGAUUCAUUUGUAUUCGAUCGACAUACAGGUGCAUCAACAUCAAGAAGUGAUUUUGCUCUUGAAGGUGCUCAAGUAGUUAAUGAAUGUAAAGAAUUAUUUAUAGAUAAAUAUCGACAAAUGUAUAAUGAAUUUAAAAUUAUGAUGGAUAAUGAAGAAGAUAAAAAAUCAACAACAAAAACAAAAAGAAAAAUAAAAGAAUCACAAGAAGAAAAUGAGACAACGAAAAAAAUUAAAUUAAAUACACAUGAUCAAAUAAUAAAUGUUGAAAUUGAUAAUGAAAUAAUUCGUUUAGAUUAUCAUCUUGAUAUAAAACCAAUAUCAUUUGUUUCUGAUGAAUUAUCAAAACUUGCUCAUGGUCAACGUCGAACAAGUACUCAUAAAAAAGCCGUAUUCAUUUCAACAGAUUAUGUUUAUAAAGGUCCUUAUUUAGCAAGUUCACAGGGUGAUAGAAAAAAAUUAUUAUAUAAUUUAUAUUUUACUCGUGCUUUACUUACACUUGAACAAUAUUUAAAAAUACCAGAUCAUCUGCGAUCUAUUAUAGAUUGGCAUUCAGUAAUUAAAAUUGAUGACAUCAAUGAAUAUUAUUUAAAACAAAAAUCUUUAGGAAAAUUAUCUACAUUAGAAAGCGAUCAUGAAGUAGUAACAACAAAAAUAGAAACUAAUAUUAAAGUACUUCGACGUGGUUCCCAUAUUAAUCGUCUAAUUGAAUUAGAAAAUGAUAAAUCUAAUUUUCAAAAUGAUAAAAAAUAUCUUUGUCAAGCAUGUUUACAACAUUUUUAUUUACGUUAUAUACUUAAUAUUGGAGAUUCAGGAACAUGGAAUAUACUUGUACGACGAGAUCAUAAUCAAGGUAUAUGUGGAAUUGAUUUUGAAGAAAUUCAAUCAGAAAAAUCAAAGAAAACGAAUGAUCCUUUGACAAUGAUUAUGAGUAAAGUAUCUAAACGACAACAAGAUCUUUAUGGAUCAUAUAUAAAUGAUAUUAUAAUAUUCAAAAAUAAAAUUGAUCCUGCUGAUGAAUUAGCAAAAAUAUUAUCAACAUCAUUUAAAAUUGAUAUUGACAACAUGAAUGAACGUAUUGAAAAAUAUGCUAAUUGUAUUUUAAAGAAAAAAUAA